Molecule: messenger RNA, 336 nt
Organism: Colletotrichum higginsianum IMI 349063
Lineage: Eukaryota; Fungi; Ascomycota; Sordariomycetes; Glomerellales; Glomerellaceae
Product: Glutaredoxin-like domain-containing protein
Exons: 2
Coding region: 1-336 (111 amino acids)
Source: RefSeq, a predicted model, not a curated record
AUGUUCACGCCCACGCGUCGACUCUUCCAGAAGGCUCACGCAUGCCGGAUCACGCUUUUCGCCCGCGAUGGGUGCGGCUUGUGCGUACGCGCCAAAUCGGCGCUCUCCAACGUUUGGGACAGGAGGCCAUUUGCCUUUACGGAGAUCAACAUCACCGCGCCGGACGCGAAGAGCUGGAGGGACCUGUAUGACUUUGAUGUCCCGGUGAUCCACAUCAGCAAAGCCGAGGCUCCUGAGGAGGACCCCAAGCUAGUGGGCAAGGCCGUCAAGCUUAUGCAUCGCUUCGAUCCGGAUCAGAUCGAGGCCAAGAUGGAUCAAGUCGAGUGCAAGAAGUGA